Molecule: messenger RNA, 1299 nt
Organism: Penicillium paradoxum
Lineage: Eukaryota; Fungi; Ascomycota; Eurotiomycetes; Eurotiales; Aspergillaceae
Product: putative extracellular cellulase CelA/allergen Asp F7-like
Exons: 2
Coding region: 1-1299 (432 amino acids)
Source: RefSeq, a predicted model, not a curated record
AUGAAGUAUAUGCGCCUGGCCUCUGUGGCCGCUCUUCUAAGCGCCGCCACUGUCUCCGCCGGUCCAUUGCGCCUCCGCGGACAUGAUGAUGGAUACUGUCCAAAGGGCUACACUAUGAGCGUCUACUACAAGACCGUCCUGGUGGAAGCCGCCCCAUCUGCUACCUCUGUGGAGUCUACAGUCGCCCCUUCGCCUACCCCGGUUACUGUUGAGGCUCAGCCUACUGCAGAGCCCGUAGUGACUUCCUCAUCUGUCCCUGCUGUUGUGGAGUCUGAGACUACCGUCGCAGUGGCCCCGAUUGAGACUUUGACCUCUUCAAUCAUUGUUGUCGAGACUCCGGCUGCUGAGACCCCCGUGGCCGAGACCUCUGCUGCCGAGACCUCUGCUGUCGAGACCGCUCCUGUUGUAGCUCCCCUCCCCACUUCCUCGGUCGAGGAGACCAUUGUUGCCCAACCCACUGCUACCCCGGUUGUAGCUCCCCUCCCCACUUCCUCCGUCGAGGAGACCAUUGUCGCCCAGCCUACCGCUGCCCCGGUCGUUGAGACCGCUACCAAGGAAGCCUCCACUACGCAGGCUGCCACCACCACGCAAGCUGCUGCCACUACCCAGGCUACCGUCAAGGCCCCCGAGGUUGCCAGCACCUCUACCAAAUCUGCUGCAUCCUCGUCUUCCACCUCUCCUGCCUCCACGGGAUCUACUGGCGGAAGUGCAGGCGAAGCCACCUUCUACGGCGGCAACGUCGGCGGCGGAACCUGCUCAUUCUCCGGCUACACACUGCCCAGCCACCUCUUCGGCACAGCCCUCUCCCUCCAGCGCUGGGAUGACGCCGCCAGCUGCGGUAGAUGUGUUGCUGUCACUGGCCCAAGUGGUAACUCCAUCAAAGCCAUGAUCGUCGAUCAAUGCCCCGAAUGCGAAAGCAACCACCUUGACCUCUUCCAAGAAGCCUUUGCCGAGCUCUCGGAUAUCUCCGCCGGCAUCAUCGACAUUAACUGGUCAUACGUGCCCUGCGAGCUGGACGGUCCCCUCAAGCUCAAGAACAAGGAGGGUACCUCCGAAUACUGGUUCUCGAUGCAGGUCGUCAACGCCAACGAGGCCGUUACUGCAUUGGAAGUCAGCACUGAUGGCGGUAGCUCGUGGCAGGGUACCACUCGUACAUACUACAACUUCUUUGAGAACACUGCCGGAUUCGGAACCAGCACUGUCGAUGUGCGGAUUACCGGUGCCAGUGGAAAGACCGUUGUUGUUAAGGACGUCGGAUGCGAGUCCAGCAGUGAAAUCACUGCCACGUCGAACUUGUAA